This is a messenger RNA of Clupea harengus (Atlantic herring), 1225 nucleotides long. Its product is annotated as protein unc-93 homolog A-like. Bases 1 to 969 code for a protein of 322 amino acids. NCBI's taxonomy places the organism in Eukaryota, Metazoa, Chordata, Actinopteri, Clupeiformes, Clupeidae. The record is from RefSeq and is a predicted model, not a curated record. The transcript has 6 exons.
AUGUGGUGUAAGGACCUGGACUUCAGGACUGAAACAAGGAGAGCUGAGCUGAGAUUUGCUGAUGCUUGCAAAAGCAGUCUGAAUGCUGAUGAAGGCAUGGGCCUGGCCUCCAACAGCGUGACCUUCUCCUCCAUCAUCCUGUCCUCCAUGUUCGUCACCCCCACCGUCAUCAGGUACCUGGGAUGCAAGUGGACCAUCGUUGCCUCCAUGGGAUGCAAUGUGAUCUACACCAUAGGGAAUUUUUAUCCAGGCUGGGCAACCCUGAUGCCCACCUCUGUGAUCGUUGGCCUAGGGGAGUCUCCCCUGUGGUCGGCCACCAGCACCUACCUAACCAUCAGUGGAGGCCUGCAGGCAGUCAAAGAAGGCAAGAAGAGUCAGGAUGUGAUCAACCAGUACUUUGGGAUUUUGUUUCUCCUCUACCAGUCCUCAGCAGUGUGGGGAAACCUCCUGUCCUCGCUGGUCUUUGGACAGGAACCCACAACAGGGAACAUUACUGAUGGUGAUUUACUCUUCUGUGGAGUGGACAGCUGUGGAGUCCCUGAUGCCACUUCUGGAAACUCCACCAGACCAGGGGACAGACUAGUGCACACACUCUUGGGCUGCUACAUAGGUGUGGGUGUUUUGGCGAUGUUGGUGGUCGCUGUGUUCCUGGAUAACAUUGACAAAGGAGAGGUUCCAGAGCUCAAGAGCAAGACGGAACCAUUUUGCUCCACAUUCUUAGCCACAUUUAGACAACUAAGAGACAAGCGGCAAGUCCUCCUCAUACCAGUGACAUCAUACAUUGGACUGGAACUUGGUUUCCUUAACGGGGAUUACACAAAGGAUUAUGUAACAUGUGCCUUAGGAAUUCAUUUUGUUGGAUAUGUCAUGAUCUGCUUUGGCGUCACCGGUUCCUUGUUCUCCUACGCGUUUGGUAGGCUGUCGCAGUACAGUGGAAGAGUGACACUUUUCAUCUUAGGUAAGACAUGAGAAAAGGCAGGGUCUAAAGCUCCUUAAAACACAUUCAGAUUCUGAGCUCUGUGUCUGUCCUUCGCAAUGCCACUCUGAGAAACAAAGGGUGGGUACUUCUGCAAGUGUGGGCGACCUUAGGUGUGUAUGAAAUGAAUGUUCUAAGUGGAUAAAGGGCCACAUUCUGAAACAUGGUCUGACCUGUAAAACACAUCAGCACAAAUAUGCAUACAAAUCAUCCACUGUCUCACUGAAGUGUGGCUGUUUAUAAUCCAUC